GUCCUAACCUCGCACUCGCAGUCCAGCUUUGUAAACAAUUGAACAAUUGAGUUCCUAACUUGCAAGAAGCGAAAGCUUACCGAAAAUGUUUUAAUAUAAGUCUGCCAAAUGUGUUUUACUCUUUUCUCUUUUCAUGACAAAGUUUUGAGCAAUCAGUCAAACCAUGUCCCUGUACGAUGACUUCGAAACCGUCAAGCAGAAGUCCGACCAAGUUGCAGGAUGGUCCUCAGGAAUUAAACUAUUCCAGUCUCAGCUACAGCUUAAAAAAGCAGCUCAAACUCUCCCGAAACGAGAACAAGCACGGAAAUCUGCAGCCCUUGCUCCUGUCUUUGAUCUAAAAGGCAAAAAAGAUGACGAUGAAAUGCCAAGCAGUGCUCUCUUUAGUUUGUAUCAGUAUCAAAAGGAUGAUAAACCACCCAUCACACCUCAGCGACAUAUUCCACCGGAAAUGGAUUGGGAAUGGAAUGGAGUGGAAUACGAUCCAAUGUGGCCCAAUGAUUAUGAAAAAGUUGUCAUGGAACUGCGUGAAAUUCGGGAACGAGAAAGGGAGAGAGAGGAUGAUGAAAGGAGAAAGCGGAGAGAAGAAACCAGGAUGAAGCCACUUGUCAAUGGCGAUAGCGACGAAGAAGAAGUUCCAGUUCCGCCAACACCGCAAAGAACGGGAGUUGCAAUUGCUCCUCCACCAUCGUUGCAAGAAUCAACUCCUGUCUUAGACCUACCAAAGCCUGUAGUUUCCUCUAAUCAUGGUGGAUCUGUUGCAGCCAAGAUAAUGGCGAAAUAUGGAUUCAAGGAAGGUCAAGGAUUGGGCAAGAAGGAACAAGGCAUCGCAAUGGCUCUUCAGGUGGAAAAAACGAGUAAAAGGGGCGGCCGAAUCAUCCAUGAGAAAGAUAUAAUGCCGCCUCCACCGCUAUCGCUAGCCUCUGUCAUCGACACGCCACCGAGGGCAGGCUCACCCACGUUCGUCGCUCCUCAACCUGUUAAGCCAGAACCUAGCAUAACAGAGAUAAUGAAAAGUCCGUCGAAAGUCGUCUUGUUAAGAAAUAUGGUUGGGCCAGGAGAAGUUGAUUCGGAGUUAGAACCAGAGGUAAAAGAUGAGUGCAAUACGAAGUAUGGAGAUGUAGUUCGCGUUUUAAUAUAUGAGAGGCCAGAAGUUCCCGCAGAAGAAGCUGUACGGAUUUUCGUAGAAUUUAAACGAAUAGAAUCUGCUAUCAAAGCUGUCGUUGAUCUCAAUGGGCGAUUUUUUGGUGGACGCCAAGUCAAAGCUGGGUUUUAUAACUAUGAGAAUUUUAACAAUUUAAAACUACUUGAUUGAAUUCCAAUCAAUUCAGAACUUCAAUGUAUAAAGUCAUUAAUUUAUUGGAUCACAGAAUUUGUAAAUAUGUACAUCGUGGGUGUAUACUGUUAAUCAUUCUUGGAAUAAAACACAUUUUUCUCUGAAUACAAAUAAAAA
Bemisia tabaci is the source of this 1450-nucleotide messenger RNA. RefSeq names its product splicing factor 45 (gene Spf45). Gene Ontology annotation, molecular function: RNA binding. NCBI's taxonomy places the organism in Eukaryota, Metazoa, Arthropoda, Insecta, Hemiptera, Aleyrodidae. Gene Ontology annotation, cellular component: precatalytic spliceosome. The record is from RefSeq and is a predicted model, not a curated record. Gene Ontology annotation, biological process: alternative mRNA splicing, via spliceosome; mRNA cis splicing, via spliceosome.